Messenger RNA from Acanthosepion pharaonis, 1488 nucleotides. The record is from the annotation of a GenBank genome assembly. Lineage: Eukaryota; Metazoa; Mollusca; Cephalopoda; Sepiida; Sepiidae.
AUGCUUAUUUCUCUCUUUCGUGUUUCUCAUUACUCUUUCUUUCUUUCUCUUUUUCUUUCUUUCUUGUAUUUUGUUGCAUUAUAUUUAGACUGUUUUUCUCUCUUUCUUUAUGUUCCUCUUUAUUCAUUAUUUUUCUUUUACGUUCUUUUUCUUCUCUUUAACUGCAUUUUAAUUAACCCUUAUUUCUCUCUUUCAUUACGUUUCUCUUCACUCAUUCCUUUUUUUCUUCUUCAUAACUGCGCUUUAAAUAAUCAUUCUUUUUCUGUUUCUUUGUGUUUCUAUUUACUCAUUGUUUCUUUCUUUCUCUCUUUCUGUAUUUCUCCCUUCCUUCUCUUUUACUGCAUUUUAAUUAACACUUAUUUCUCUCUUUCUCGCUUUCAUAUUUUAAUUAACCCAUCUUUCUUUGUGUUUCUCUUUACUGAUUCAUUCUUUCGUUCUUUCUUUCUUCCUUCCUUUCUUUCUUUCUUUCUUUCUUUCUUUCUUUCUUCCUUCCUUCCUUUCUUUCUUUCUUUCUUUUCUCUUACGGUAUUUUAUUUAACACUUAUUUCUCUCUUUCUUUAUGUUCCCAUUCACUCAUACUUUCUCUCUUUCUUCUCUGUAACGGAAUCUUUCAUUCUUUGUUUGUUUGUUUCUCUCUUUCCUUUUUUUACUCUUGGCUUUUAUUGGAUUUUACUCACUACUCUUUUAUUUCUGAAAUGUUUCUCUUUACUCUUUCUUUCUUUAAAGAUUUUAAUGUGUCUUAUUACCUCUUAUUUAACCGUUUUGUUUCUUUCUUUUUGUCCCAAUCAUCAUCAUUCUCAUAUUAAUCAUUCCAUUUUUCACUACAUCUUCUUCUUCUUCUUCUUCUUCUUCUUCUUCUUCUUCUUCUUCCCUUAUAACUCUUUUACUUCACUUUCACUUCGACUUUCCUCCUCCUACCCAUAUUCCUCUUAUCCUCCCCCUCCUCCUCCUUCUUCUUCUUCUUCUUCUUCUUCAAACUCUAUUACUUCACUCACUUUGACUUUCAACCCCCUACCCAUACUCAUCUUAUUCCUCCUCCUGCUCCUUCACCCACUCCUCCUCCAUUUUAAUCUUCUUCUUCUUCUUCUUCUUCUUCUUCUUCUUCUUCUUCAUUUACUACUACUAAUACUACUACUAUUACUACAAUUCUUCCUCUUCAUCUUCCUCUUCAUCUUCUUUUUCUUCUUUUCUUCGCAACAUUCUUCUUAUGCUCCAACUCUUUUAUUUAUGUUUCACUUCAACUUUUCUCUUCUCCUACCCCUCCUCCUCCUUUAUUUAACUGAACUCCUCCCCCUCCUCCUCUUCUUCUUCUUCUUUAAAAUCAUAUUCUUUUUCCUAUUCUAUUCUUUUUUCUAUUUCCUUCUUCCUCUUCUUCCCCUCCUCUUUCUUUUUAUUUAUUUAUUUUUUCUCUUUUUUUUGUAUUUGUCUUCUCAAAUAUUGUUCAGUUUUAAUUCUCUUAGGAAAGCCCGAAGAAAAGAUGGUGGUUAA